Messenger RNA from Cyprinodon tularosa, 768 nucleotides. RefSeq names its product ladderlectin-like. Gene Ontology annotation, molecular function: signaling receptor activity. The record is from RefSeq and is a predicted model, not a curated record. The coding region runs from base 85 to 573 and encodes 162 amino acids. The transcript has 5 exons. NCBI's taxonomy places the organism in Eukaryota, Metazoa, Chordata, Actinopteri, Cyprinodontiformes, Cyprinodontidae.
CUUACUUCUAACAUACAUUCUGACUUUCCUCCCUUCCCCAUAACAAGUUCUUUUUUCAAGCUAUCAUCAUCUAAAACCUGCAGGAUGAAGAUCUUGUAUUUUUCAGCAUUUAUGUUUGCUAUGAUUGCGCUGACUAAUGCCCUCGCAAAGAGUGAUCUGGUGAAAAGGUCUGCCCGGUGUUCUCCUGGUUGGACUCCGUUCAACGGGCGCUGCUUCCGCUACAUUCCAAGGCCCAUGAGUUGGGCAAAAGCUGAGAGAAAUUGUGUGUCCAUGAGGGGAAACCUGGCAUCGGUUCAUGACAUUGAGGAGUACCAUGAGAUCCAGAGGCUGAUCAUGACUUCUAGCCAUGAGUAUAAAGAGACCUGGAUUGGAGGCACUGAUGCACAAGAGGCGAAUCAGUGGUUUUGGAGUGACGGUACUCGUUUCCUCUUUACCAACUGGUGUUCUGGAGAGCCUAAUAACACACAUGGAGUGCAGCGUUGCCUUCAAAUCAACUAUGGAUAUCAGAAGUGCUGGGAUGACUUUGAGUGCUUCUUCCCUAAACCAUCUGUCUGUGCCAGGAAAGGCUACUGAACAGUCUUUAAUUCUAUCCUUUAUUCUAUCACUGUUAAACAACUUAUGAAAACAAAAGAGUUGCAACAUUUACUGAUUUACCAUUAAUUCUUUGGACUUCUUCCUAAUUAAAUAUCCUGAAUUUGUUGUGGAAGUCUGCUUUAACCGCUGCUUUAUUCUGUAGAAAAUAAAACGCUCCAGCAAAAAGAUGAAAAA